GGGGGAUCUGAACCCAUGUACUCCGGGGUCGCUGAAGCAGAGCGUGAGAACUUAACCACUAAGUGACCAGGCCUGCUCCCUGGAGUUCCUUUUUCCAGCAGAUGGCCAUUCCAGAGACAUCUUUACUGGGCGCUGAAUGCAGGCAGGUCAGGGACCAACGACUUUCGCACACACCAAGCUGAACACCUGUUCCAACCAAAGAGCAAGAGAAGCAAUAAGGAAAAAAACGAAAAGGAUUGGCAGCAGAUGUUACCUUAGGGCUAAUCUGGGGAAAAAAAUAAAUAAGUCAAUGGUUUUAUUAUGCCUCCAGGUGGAUAUCAGAGACAGGAGUUAAAACAUUUCUCCUAAGGUUUAUCCUCCAACUGUCUUCAUCAGGGAAAAGAGAGAAAGCUUUAUGAGGAGCUGGAUGCACAGAUCCCUCAAAGAUCCUUCAUGGUUAGAAUCGAGCUUUGAGUGGGCAGCACAGGUGGCUCUGCUCAGAUAUUCUAGCGUCCGACAGAUUACGGUCCAGCACCCAGAUCUCCGAGGACGCCCAGCUCCCCUCGGGUUGCUGGGGAGAGCACAGUUUCCCACCUUGUCUCUCCCGGGACUCAUGAGGCCUCAAGCCCACCACAGGUUAGAGUGUCGCAGUUCCACCGCAAUUUUAUAUCAAGCCGUAAUUCAGUGAGUUCCAGGGACUUUCGCUUCCCAGCAGCACUGUGUGGAAGAACCGGUAUUACUGGAGGCCCAAUAACCCAUCCCCAGAGGUGGAAUAGAAUUUGCAUGAGCUUGGUGUCUGAUACCCAGCGCUCGGCAUUCAGCAGGCUGGCUGGAACCAAGUGAUCUUUAAGCACGAUCCUCCAAUGGGCGCUGCCAGACGCUAUUGGGGGUGGAGGGGCGAGGGGGCAUUAUUUUCCUUCUCUUGGCAGCACUGAGGUCUCAGCUUCUACACUGGGUGGGUGGAGGGGAUGAGUGAUUCCACAAUGCCUGUGCCACCUCCCACCCUGACUGCUACAUCCCCCCAUCAUUGGGCCCCCAAAGUGGCAAGGCACCAACACCACGCUGUGCUGAAGAUACUUUGCUGAAAGGGGGGGAUUCGCUAUCCCUCCUACACACACACACACACACACACAUGCACAUGUGCACACACGCAAGUGAGCACACGCAUGCUCCAACAGUGAGUCCCAGGAGGCUGCCUCCAGCUCCCGCAGUCCCAUGGUUUCUGUUGCCCCAGGCAGCCGUGGUACUAGGCACACAUCCCUGAGGACCGCCCAGAGGACCCGCCUCCAACACAGGAGCACACCUCGUGACAGCAGAUGUCCAUCACCAUCACCACUGUUCGUAAGGACCACCUGGGAGCUUUCGACCAGCCCUGACCCUGAGCUACCCCCAGGAAUCCUGAUGGAAUCCACCCACCCAAGGGGGCCCCAGGCACUAGGAAUGUUGCAAGCUCCCCAGCGACCCUCGCCUGCAGCCCAGUGAGAGCCCGGCACCCGGCCGCCAUCCCCCAUGCUCUUACACUCCCCCUUCAUCAGCACCCCCCUCCCCCCAGGGAGCCCUCGGCCACGAAACUUCAUCACCAGGAACCGGCAGCUGCAGGAGAAGGGAGAAGUGUGUGUGAUCGAUCCACUGAAGGGGAGGUACUGCUCGAAGCUUCUAGAAGUCUGACGGAGGCACAUGAAACGCCGAGUUGCCCCUCUGCUCCCAUCGGUGGGGAGCAACCCACAAACUCUCUUCUCCCAGGACAGGUUCUGUAAGAUUAUGCUCAGAGGCACUUGAAUAUAACCCCUAAUUAUUCAGAAUGACUUAGAGUCUUAGGUCCGGGUUAAAUGGGAGAAUAUUGUGUAAUUGGUUAAAAUGGCACAAAUAAACAAAUUUUUUAACAGCUUGAGGCCACGACGGUUAAAUGAGAAGAAAGAGAUUCAAAGUGUGUAAAUAUGAUGACUCUACCCAGAAAAUACAUGGGGAACCCACUAGAAGCAAAUAUGUCACGUGUGAAAAAUGAUUGGCUUUUUUGGCAUUACACAUGCUUUUUUUCCUUCUUUUCUGUAUGCACUAAACUCUGUCCAAAUGUAUUGUAUAAAUGGCUUUUAUCAUAAAACAAACUUGAUUAUUGUUUAUUUUAUAGUAAAAGUACACGCAUUUGUUUUAUGAUAAUACACUUUUUUAUCUUGAACAUUAAUUAUGAAGACUGUCAAAGCCUAGAAAAAAUAUUUUUUAAGUUGUAGAAACAGGACAAAAGUGGAAAGUGGUUUGCAUAAAGGAUGCAACGAUGGAAAGCCAGGUGGAGGAUGGAGCAGGGUCUGAGAAGCAUCACGAAGAGAUGGAACAGUUGGGGUGACUUCCUUCCACUGGAAACCCGAUUUACAGGAGGAGUGGGGAGCAGCGGCCUCAGGGGCCCCUUUCGGCACUGGCAGCUCCAUGCUCCGUGGACCGGUGGCGCCUGACUUUGCAGUCCUCCCAAAGGCCAGCGUGAAGAAGGCAGGCUAAUGUGUUUUAAAGCCACUCGGUCCAAAUGAAAUUAUAUAACCCAGCAAGGGAAAAAUUACGCCACUGAUGAGAGUUUUUUAAAAAAAGAAGAGAUAAAAGACAAUGAUUGUCUCCUGCGAGGGAGGCGGGCGAGGUGAGGGAUGAGGGGGCAUCCGGGAGGCGGGCUGCUUGCUCCUCCAUCUAUAAAAGGAGGUGAGCUGGCUCCCUUCUGGGUCACCGCUGCGGCCACUGCACAGUGUGCUCGCCACCCUCGUGGGGAAUCGCGGUGAGUAGCCCUCGAGGCAGGCGCUGCAGGGCGCGGGAGUCUGUUCCUCUGCCCUCCUUCUCUGUAAAUCUUCUCUCUCUCUCGGCGUGGGGCGUGGGGCAUGCGGCGGGCUUCUCCUAAGGUCGUGCCUGCUCUCCAGCAGCCAGGGCCAGCUCUGGGCAGGACAGGCAGGGGCAGCCACCCCAGGGUUUGUGCCCGGCCAACCCAGGGCCCCGAUGCUCAAGCACGUCCAUGGUGAAGGCUACUCUGCAACUCCACUGGGAAUGCAGACCAGGGAUCCCACCGGGCAGACAGCAAAAACCUCCAACUCGUGGGGCAGCAGGUCCUUGGGGAUCAGGAGCCAGGCGCCACUAACGUUCUCCUAAGACGCCCUCCACCCAGCGAGGGGUCUCUGCCCAUUUGGAUGCAUCUCUUCAUUACUCUGCUUUCGUGGUGGCACCUCCAUUUCCUCCAAGUCGGGGUCCCCCACCUCACCCCUUGUGUGACACCCCAACAAGUCCCCAGAAGGGAGAGGGGUAGGCAUUUUAAACUCCUCAGAUGGAGAGCACUUUCCGUGGGGCUCAGAGACAGGCUGGAAAGUCAAGGUAGGCAGAGUGGUCCUCCCUGAAACCCUGAAACCCAGAGAGGGCUCCUGAAGUGCCACAGGUCAGGGCACCUGCGGGGGCAGCCAGCCCCAUGAGGUGGGGGCGCCUGCGGGAGGAGUUGCCGGCUCUGCCAGAUGGAUGCUGUUUGGGCACAUUAGCACCUCACUCUGGCCAGGUGAAAAGUGGAUGUCCUGGGUACCUCUGUUGCCCACAGCCCCCUCUCCCCACACCAUCUGUAGUGAGGUUGUCCUGCUGUGUGAGAGCAGGUCCCACAUGUUCCAGGUUUAUCUUGAAGACCCGGCAGAUCAGAUCUGGGGGUCAUAGGGAGAGCGAGUGCUCUUGGUAAGGUUGGAGAAUGCUGACCCGUCUACAAUGCCUGGCUGUCAGCUGAUGUCCUCCAGUGCGGGCAUGGGGGCAGGAUGAAACUGGAAAUCAGCAGGCCCUGGGCAGAGUGAGGGAAAGAACCCUGCACCAGGGUCCCAGCCCAUGGGGGUUUCGGCACCCCCAGCUCCCUGGCAAGGCACCCCCUUCACCUCUGCAGCAACCCUGGGCUCCUCAGGGCCAGCUCCCCUCAAACCUGCUCGUCUCUGCCCUUCCUGUCUGGGUGUGCAGCACACACAGCAGUAUAGAGGCCUCCCACACCUCCUGGUUCCCUAACAUAGACAGCCAGGCAGCCUGAGGCUGUUCCAAGACAGCCCACCUCUCUACAUCCAUAGCUCAUAUGCCUCCCAGGUCCCUUCUGAUGUCUGAGCCCACCAGAGGUUGAGCUGUACACGGUCGCCUCAUUUAAUUCUCGCCACAUGGAGGAGAGCACGGGGUCCCAGGGAGGCCGGGGGAUCCUGCAAAAACCUAGCUUUUUACUUCCUUGCUCAUUUCCACCCCAACACAGAGCACAGGAAUGCACACUGGAGUGUGGCUGCAUGCACACACACAUACACAUGCACACAAACACACAAUGCACAUGCACAAGCAUGUAACCACAUGCACACACACUCAACGUACACAAGUGCACAUACACGUACCCACACAUCUCGUACACUCACACACUGUCAUACAUAUACACACGCUCUCUCAUGCACACAGGUGCACACACACACGCAUGCACACAUAUACCCUCUCGUACACAGUGCACACACAUACACACAUAUACUCACGUGUGAUGCUCACACUCAUGCACACGUGCACAUACACUCCCACACAGUGUUCGCAUUCUCCAAGGCUCCCAGCUUUGUGAGUACACACCCUCACGUGGGCUUCACGUUGCUCCUGCCCCUCUGCCCCAGGCCGCGCCCUCCGUGUGGAACCCCACCUCCAGCAGGGCAUCCGCAAGGAGCCAGGGGGAUGAAGGCAACGCGAGCCUGGCUCCUGUGCCUGCUGCUGCUGGGCCUGGCCCUUCAGGGGGCUGCGAGCCGAGCCCACCAGCACUCCAUGGAGAUCCGCACCCCUGACAUCGAUCCUGCCUGGUACAUGGGCCGCAGAAUCCGACCAGUGGGCCGCUUCGGCAGGAGGGGAGCAGCCCUGGGGCUGCAGCCAAGCCUCAGGCACCGGCAGGUCUGCCUCCUCUUGGAAGGAGGCGCUGAGUCCUCCCAGGAUGAGUGACAGCCCAGCUCAUGGAAGAAAACUCCAGCAUCCUUCCCCCCUCCAUCCACUCUCUCCUCCACGGGCUACUUUCCCUUCCAUCCUAAUAAAAGCAGCUGGUCUUGUUUAGAUGCGUCUGUGUGGUGACAAAGCAGGAGGUGCUUUGCCCUCGUGGGAUGUGAGCUUGGAAGGACACUCAGAGCCCAGCAGCCCACGGGAUCCAUGACUUGCCGUGACUUACGUAGCACUGAGUAAGGGAACUGGGACCGUCCCUGGUCACCUGCAGCCUGUAGCGCCCUCCACCCAAGCUGUCUUGAAUGGUCACCCAGGUUGCACACUGAACGAGGCCAGGGAUGCUGCGCAUCACCCUGUGUCCUGCGGGAAGCCCCCAGAGGAGGGCAGCACUGCCCCUCGGUCUGACCAGCCCCUCUCUCAGCCCCAGUCCUUCUGCCUCCCUUGUUGGUUCUAGGAGAGAAAAAGAACCGUGGGUUGUUUGUCUCCAAUCCACAGCAAGAAGACCUGAAUCUGGAUGGCUUCCACCCCACAUCGCGUCCCUCUCGCCCCUGAUUCUAACUGCAUGGGAAUGUCUCUGUGUCCUGCCUCAGGUGUAAUUGCUGUGGUGUCAGGGGACACACCACCACUAACGGGGCAACUGAGCCCAGCCCUUACUUUUCUGAGCCUCAGUUUCCUCAUCUGAACACCCUGGGACAUAAAGUUUCUGAGCUCGGGUGGGCGCAGCACCUGCUCACCGGCCAGCGUGGGGUGUAAACCCGCUUCCCCAAGGCCCUCUCUCAGUCCAGCGCGGGGGGCACAGGUUUAACCAGUGAUAUCCAGAUUCGAAGCUAGGGCCUCUGCCUGCACCCUGCUUGCAGGGUCUCAGAAGCCCACUGUGAGCGCAGGACUCCUGCUGUCCAACCACGCUCAGGAGGCCUGGUGGCCAGGACCCAGAGCGGGCCCAAAGGACCCCAAGGAAGGAGCGUCCGCAGCUCACCGGCCAGUGAGGGUAGGCAGAGCCCACCCAGACCACCCAGAUGAGGUGCACACAGGGCUCCCCCACCUCCCCAGCCACAAGGAGGUCAGGGGAGGGUAGAGGGCCAGUCUCCUCCCAGGAGAGAGCCCUUGCCACUGUCAGCACCUCCCCGGGGUGGAAUGAGCCUGUGGGAACAGGAGAGGUUGCCAGGCCUGCUCCAAGGCCAGGCAGGUGCCAGGCCAGGCCUGGAAGAGCCCACAGGCCAGGAAAAGAGUUUGGCGGUUUUUCAAAAAGGUAAACAUCAAGCAACUAUAUGGUCCACCCACUCCUGGGUGUGUAGCCCACAGCACCGAGAACGGGAGUUCAGACAAAGACUUGCACAGGAAUGUUCAUAGCCUCACAAUUCACAAUAGCCAAAAAGCUGGAAACAACCCAAAUACUCACCAACAAAAUCAGGACAGUCUCCUACAUACCCACAAAAUCAUCAUCAUGCCUAAAAACUGUAAUAAUUCCCUCACAUCAUCUAGUUUUUAGUCCAUAUUCAAAAAUCCUCAAUACAGCAAGAAAGUCUCAGUUGUGCCUUUUUUUUUUUAAACCAGGCGCCAAUCUAAAUUCACAGCUGCAGUUAAUUCUUUCUCUUUGGUCCCUGAUCUUAUUUUGUGGCAACACUGACUUUUACGAAAUCCCAGACAUGUUGUCUUUUUUUUUUUUAAAGAUUGGCCCUGAGCUAACAUCUGUUGCCAAUCUUCUUCUUUUUUUUCUUCUUCUCCCAAGAGCCCCCCAGUACCUAG
Molecule: messenger RNA, 6657 nt
Organism: Equus caballus (horse)
Lineage: Eukaryota; Metazoa; Chordata; Mammalia; Perissodactyla; Equidae
Source: RefSeq, a predicted model, not a curated record